UUUGAUUCUGAGAGAUCCUUUGUUCCAUGUAUGAGAAAAAAGGUAGGACCUAUUGUUGUUGAACUUAUAUGAGCUAAAGUAAUUAAUCUUGUCAAUUAGUUGGAAGACAGAACCAUGUGGUUAUUGAGAUGUCAUUCUCUUCACCACAAAUAAUGAGAUUUUAUGACUUGCCAUUUGCUUAUAUAAACUUGUUUUGAGAAGUUGUCACCACCACAACUCUCCACAAAACAAAGAAUACUACUUAAAGCUUUUCUGUUCUUUCAGUAUCUUAAAGUAUUCUUUCUCUUCAUACUUUGCUCAUCUUAAAUUAAAGAUCAUGGCUAUUCGUGCACCUCGUAUAAUCAAGAAGUCCUCGACAUCCCUAGAAGUUCCCAAGGGACAUUUUGCUGUUUAUGUUGGGGAGAAGCAGAAGAAGAGAUUUGUGAUACCACUAUCAUACUUGAGCCAACCUUCAUUUCAAGACUUGCUAAGUCAAGCAGAGGAAGAAUUUGGCUUCGAUCAUCCAAUGGGUGGUGUCACAAUUCCCUGUCCAGAAGACAUUUUUAUUGCCAUCACUUCUCAGCUUAGGAUUUAAGAACAUAGUUAAGAUCAUUUUUUCUUUUUAUGGGUCUAACAAUUUUGUAUACAAAUUAAAGCUGGAGAUCCAUAUUGUACAGUUGAUUAGUUACAAGUUAAAUGAGACUUAGCACCACAAAGAUUGGUGCUUUUUGACUAA
Messenger RNA from Solanum stenotomum, 715 nucleotides. RefSeq names its product auxin-responsive protein SAUR21-like. The record is from RefSeq and is a predicted model, not a curated record. Bases 317 to 574 code for a protein of 85 amino acids. The transcript has a single exon. Gene Ontology annotation, biological process: response to auxin. NCBI's taxonomy places the organism in Eukaryota, Viridiplantae, Streptophyta, Magnoliopsida, Solanales, Solanaceae.